Molecule: messenger RNA, 3629 nt
Organism: Catharus ustulatus (Swainson's thrush)
Lineage: Eukaryota; Metazoa; Chordata; Aves; Passeriformes; Turdidae
Gene: CYBB
Product: cytochrome b-245 heavy chain
Exons: 13
Coding region: 33-1745 (570 amino acids)
Biological process (GO): superoxide anion generation; defense response
Cellular component (GO): plasma membrane; NADPH oxidase complex
Molecular function (GO): superoxide-generating NAD(P)H oxidase activity
Source: RefSeq, a predicted model, not a curated record
AGGGCUGCUGUGCACACACAUCUCAGGCAGCCAUGGGGAACUGGGUGGAGAAUGAAGGACUGUCCAUCUUCGUCGUUAUUGUGUGGCUGGGCUUGAAUGUCUUCCUCUUUUGGUGGUACUACCUUGUGUAUGAUGUCCCACCCAAAUUCUUCUACACCAGAGUUCUCCUUGGCCGUGCUCUGGCUCUUGCAAGGGCCCCUGCAGCCUGCCUGAAUUUCAAUUGCAUGCUGAUUCUGCUGCCAGUGUGUCGAAACCUGCUCUCCUUCCUCAGAGGAUCAAGUGCGUGCUGCUCUACCCGUAUCAGAAGACAGCUGGACAGAAACCUCACCUUUCACAAAAUGGUGGCCUGGAUGAUUGCCCUUCACACUGCAAUUCACACCAUUGCACAUUUAUUCAACGUGGAGUGGAGUGUGCAAGCCCGUGUGGAGGAGAAAGGCACCCUGGCAGCUGUGCUUUCUGGCCUUGGAGACAAACCACAGGAAAGCUACGUCAACUUCUUCAGACAAACCAUUGGAAAUCCUGUUGGGGGCCUCUACGUGGCUUUCACAUACUUGGCUGGCAUCACUGGGGUUGUCAUCACACUGGCCCUCAUCCUCAUCAUCACCUCAUCCACCAAAACCAUCCGGAGAUCAUAUUUCGAAGUAUUUUGGUACACCCACCAUCUCUUUGUCAUCUUCUUCAUUGGCCUUGUCAUCCACGGUGCUGGUCGUAUUGUACGGGGGCAGACAGCUGAAAGUCUGGCUGAACACAACCCAGAGAUUUGCCACAAGAACUUCACCCAGUGGGGCAAGAGUGGGGCUUGCCCAAUCCCUCAGUUUGCAGGGAAUCCUCCUAUGACAUGGAAGUGGGUGGUGGGUCCCAUGUUUCUGUACCUGUGUGAGCGGCUGGUGCGCUUCUGGAGGUCCCAGCAGAAGGUUGUCAUCACAAAGGUGGUCAUUCAUCCCUUCAAGACAAUUGAGCUCCAGAUGAUGAAAAAAGGCUUCAAGAUGGAGGUUGGACAAUACAUUUUUGUUAAAUGUCCAGCAGUGUCCAAACUGGAAUGGCACCCAUUUACACUGACUUCUGCUCCAGAAGAAGAUUACUUCAGCAUUCACGUCAGAAUCGUAGGAGACUGGACUGAGGGCUUGUUCAAUGCCUGUGGGUGUGAUAAACAGGAAUUCCAGGAGGCAUGGAAGUUGCCCAAGAUAGCUGUGGAUGGCCCCUUUGGGACAGCUAGUGAGGACGUGUUCAGUUAUGAAACUGUGAUGCUGGUUGGAGCAGGAAUAGGGGUCACCCCCUUUGCAUCCGUCCUCAAGUCUGUCUGGUACAAAUACUGCCAUGAUGCCACCAACCUAAAGCUCAAGAAGAUUUAUUUUUACUGGCUUUGCAGGGACACUCAUGCCUUUGAAUGGUUUGCUGACCUCUUGCAAUCUCUGGAGGCUCAAAUGCAGGAGAGGAAUAAUGCAGAUUUUCUGAGCUAUAACAUCUACCUUACAGGCUGGGAUGAAACUCAGGCCACUCACUUUGCAGUGCAUCAUGAAGAAGAGAAAGAUGUGAUUACAGGACUGAAACAGAAAACCUUGUAUGGGAGACCCAACUGGGAAAAUGAGUUUAAAACAAUUGCAGGGAACCAUCCUGGCUCCAGAAUAGGUGUUUUUCUCUGUGGCCCUGAGGGCUUGGCUGACACACUCAACAAGCAGAGCAUCAGCAACUCAGAAGCUGACCCACGAGGAGUGCACUUCAUUUUUAACAAAGAAAAUUUCUAACUCCCAGGCGUGUGGGAGUCAUUAAAUGCCAAGUCUAAAGACCGAAUCUGUUUUUCUGUUUGGAGUCUGGAGAAGAUAGCCCAGCAUCGAAACUUCAGCUACACUAAUGCAACUCCUUUUGCUUCUUGGGAAUUAUUUUGGCUCUGUGGUGGAAUAAAAGAGUCAAGUUUUACCUUAGGGAAGUUUUCACUGCCCUCCAUGUGCUGGCUAUUUAGCAGAAAUCUGUUUUGUUUGUCUGUGUGAGGGGAUUUCCCCUCAAUUAACUGCCUUUAUCCUCUUAUUAUUCACCAUGGCUGCUGAAGAGUGGAGGCUGCCUUUGCUUUUGGGAGCCAAUUCACACUCAUAAAGCUUAGUGCUAUCAAACAAUAAAGCAUUCUAGCAUAAUGCUUGCUGUUAGGAGGCAGCUCAGCUCAUCCUGGCUGCAGCCAGUCCCUGGAACAAGGGGAGCUGGAAAAGGGUGACUGGGAAAGCUAGUUCUGUAGGAAAGGAAAGCUCCUUUGUGCACCAACACCUUCCAGGCUUCAGAACGAGCCUUAAACAUCCUCUCCAGGAGAACACAUGCAACUGAAAAGAAGCUGCUUCUCCUUAAAGUGAAAAGGAACCAGCUGAGGUUUUGAGAACCACCCCAGCUGCAGAGGGAUGGCAAGAACAGUUUCAACCCAAGUCCUGCACCUGGUGUGUGAGUCACUGCUUUGACUUUCACAUCUUCAGCCUCUCCUGCAGGUGGAGGCACCCAUGCAAGAAGAGGUUUUGUGUUUUCCAGACUGCCAUUUCUGGUUUUGAAGGCUGAAGAAAAGCUGUUGCUGAGUGAUUGAAUGGGUACUUUCUGAAGCUCUCUUAGAUGCAAACAGUGCCUUUGGCCCUAUUGCUCAGCUGUUCCUCUUUGAUGGUGAAACAGGCUUUGAGAAAGUGAUGGUCACUUUAUUCACAGUUAUGGAAUAGCUGUGAGUGAAGUUUCUGAUGUGCACAAGACUCUCAUACACAGCACAGUGCUUCUGUGGGGACACUACAGGUAGCAGGUUCUUAAAAACAAACCAAAGAAAGGAACCAAAACUUUUAAUACUGGCAAGAAAGACAAAAACAAAGUAUUAAAGCCAGCAGCAUAGGGGAAAAAAUUGAAAACAAACAGGUGCAAAAACUCUUAAAAAAUCCACAGUUUAGUAUACCAUGUCUUCCAUUCAUCCCAGUUGCCUGCUUAGUGACUUUUAACCUCACAGCCAAGCCCUGUAACAGCUCCUGCACAGCACAAGACCUUCCUGGCAGGUUCUUGCAGCCACACAAGAAAGCUGUGGUCUCCUUCUGCAAUUUCAGACAACUUUGUGCAGCCAUCUGGUUGCAUGUAGCAUAUUUUAUACCUCAGCUUGCCAGACAGGAUGUGUGUUCUCCCUUUACAGCAUUUUAAAAUGUUAUCCAGGCUCUGAAUGCUACUUCAGAAACACAGCCUAUCAGUUCCUGUUUAUUAAUAUCAGUUAUCAAUGAAUAUUGGCAAAGGUCAGCUCUUGGUGGGGAAUUUUACAGUUCUUUCCCUCAGAAGGGCCACAUUCAAAUCCACAUAGUUCUGUCUGAAACACACCUAUUAAAUUAUAUCAGAACGUAAGUAGAGCCAAAGAAACCUCUUCUGUGGAGUAAAUAUUGCAACUGAAAUUUAAUAAGUCUCAUCCCAUGCAAAGAGCACUAAAAUAUUUGCCCUUGAUUUUAAUGGAAAUGUGAUCAGGUUUUUAUAAUCUUAUAAAGUGGGCAAAGAGGAAUUGCAGGGGGUUACCUGGAGACAGCACAUUUAUCAUGAGAAAAGUCUUGGAGGGGCAUAUUUUAAUUCACCAUUAAUUUUCUAUACAUUGCCAUGUUUGUUCCUAAAACAUCAGGGGUCUUUCCUAAAUCAGUUGC